CUCCCUAACUUCAACUCUCCAAGUCCGGACUGCCUUCCUGCCCCCCCCCCCACUGCCCGAUUGGGUCCCUAGGGGGCGAUUCCUGCCCAGGGUGGUGGUUGGGAAUUGGGGGGCUGGAGGGGGAGGGGCUCAGAGAUGGGGAUGGCGACACAGCGGGGGGAUUAAUGGGGAGGGGGGAUGCAAUAACACAGGGCUGGUGCUGCCCAUUGCUGAGGGUCCCCCCAUGUCGUCCCCCCCCAGCCCCCCAGCUCCAUGGCAGACCCCGGCCCGCGCUCCCUGCUAUACGAGGGGAUCAUGCUUCCGGCCCUGGUGCACAGCAGGGAGAGCCUGCGGUACGCCCAGCUCGGCUUCCAGGUGCGAGACAGCGACGUCUUCAGUGUCACCUACCCCAAAUCGGGCACCACCUGGAUGCAGGAGCUGCUGACCCUCAUCCACAGCAAUGGGGACCCCCAGCUGGCGCGGUCGGUGCCCUCCUGGGAGCGGGUGCCCUGGCUGGAGCAGACCACGGCAGCCGGGUUCCUGGAGAACCGGCCCUGUCCUCGGCUCAUCUCUUCCCACCUGCCCUGCGGCCUCUUCCCCACCUCUUUCCACGGCUCCAACGCCAAGUGCUGUUUGGCUCCUGGUUCCAGCAUGUCAAGGGCUGGCUGGGCCUUAGGGACCGUCUCAACUUCCUCCUCCUGACCUACGAGGAAAUGCAUCAGUGUCCCGCCCUGUGCCAGGACCUGCGGGGCAGCGUGGAGCGGAUCUGCCAGUUCCUGGGCAAGCCGCUGGACGCGCGGGCGCUGGACGGGGUGGUGGAGAACGCCUCCUUCCAGGCCAUGAAGCAGAACAAGAUGUGCAACUACAGCCUGGUGCCGGAGAACAUCAUGGACCAACGGAUCAGCCCCUUCCUGAGAAAAGGGGUCCCUGGCGACUGGAAGGGGCACUUCACGGUGGCGCAGAGCCAGGCGUUUGACCGGCUCUACCGGGAGCAAAUGCAGGACGUGGGCGUCCGAUUCCCCUGGGAUGAGGCCUGAGGGGUCGCCGCCCCCCUCCACCGGACAGCUACAGUCUGUAGGGACCCCUAGAUCCGUGUGUGUGGGCACUUGAAGAGUCUGCAGAGCCGGGGCUAGAACCCAGGAGUCCUGGCUCUCCCCCCCCAACCCCUGCCUUGCUCUAACCACUAGACACCACCCCCUCUCCCAGAGCAGGGGAUAGAACCCAGGAGUCCUGGAUUCUGUUCCUGGCCUCUGUCACGUUACAGCCAUUUGGGAUCAUCAGCGUGCGUGCCUCAGUUUCCCUCUCUGUGGGACGGGGCCGAACCCCCCUUAAUCCUGUAGCGUGUCACUAACAAAUAACUCAGCACCAGAGUGUGUGGCUGCUGUGUGGGGAACCAGCCACCAGGAGUAGAAGCGGCUCCAGAAAUGGAGGUGGGGGGCAGGCUUUGCCUGGCGUUGGGCCCUGCUUAGGGGACUAGAGUGUGGGGGGGCUGCCUCUGUGCCCCAUACAGAGGGUCUGUGCCAUGCCUUGCCAGGGGCACCCCUCCCCCAGCCCCAUGACGCCCCCCAGGUACCCACAGAGCAUGCCACUCAGCCUCCCCCCCCCGACUCCUGCCUCUUCCAUCCGGGAUCAGAGCCCUGCCUCAGCCCCCAGCACCUGCCCACACCCCUCCCCCUCCCAGCUCUGUAAGGGGUUGCGGGGUAGCUGGGGCUCGGGGUGACAAACCCAACGUCCUUCCAUCUCCGGCAGGGGCUGCAGCCUGGAGUCCCCUUCCCCCAUCCCUGCCCCCGGAUCAGCCCCCCCGGCCCAUCUACCCCGAUACCCCACUGUGACCCUUUCAGGGUUCUCCAGGGGUACAGGGUGAAUCAGCAGCGCCAGGCCACCUUGUCUGUGCUCACCAGGGGAAACGCCCAAACCUCCCGGCCGGUGGCUACACAAGCGCCCCACUCCAGGCCCCACCAGCCUGUCCCAGCAGGGGACGCUGUGGUUUGCCUACGCCAGCCCUUAGGAUCCUGGCGUGGGUCCUUGGGGCAGAGCUAACUUGAGGCUAAAUCUAUGGAGAUAGUUACCCGCCCCCAGGUCUGCUCUGUCCCUGGGGCACCGGCCCCUCCAGCCUGUCUGUGCCCAGCCCCUCGACUGCUGGGGGCCCGCUGUGCACUCGGAUGGGCUGCCUCCGUGGGAGCCGGGCCCCGCUCUUAACCACCGUCCCCUCAGUCCAGCCCUCUGCUGAUCACCGGGCCUGGGGUCGUGUCUGCAGCAAAACCAAGAGUCAAACAGAAGCAAGUGUAAGGUUUGGAAGCAGACACAAGAAAAAUAUAAACCAUGGGGUAGGGUCUGCGCUUAUUCCUAGUUAAUAAGCAGGAUAGGGUCUGCGCUUAUUCCUAGAUAAUAAGCAGGAUAGGGUCUGUGCUUAUUCCUAGUUAAUAAGCAGGGUAGGGUCUGUGCUUAUUCCUAGUUAAUAAGCAGGGUAGGGUCUGUGCUUAUUCCCAGUUACACUGGCUAGAACCCAUAGUUAUUACCAGUUAAUAAACAGUCCUGAAGCUGUAGUAAUUACCAGGUAAUAAACUGGCUAGAGUCAUAAA
Molecule: messenger RNA, 2561 nt
Organism: Chrysemys picta bellii (western painted turtle)
Lineage: Eukaryota; Metazoa; Chordata; Testudines; Emydidae
Source: RefSeq, a predicted model, not a curated record